Molecule: messenger RNA, 2389 nt
Organism: Condylura cristata (star-nosed mole)
Lineage: Eukaryota; Metazoa; Chordata; Mammalia; Eulipotyphla; Talpidae
Gene: GALNT9
Product: polypeptide N-acetylgalactosaminyltransferase 9
Exons: 11
Coding region: 101-1915 (604 amino acids)
Cellular component (GO): Golgi apparatus
Source: RefSeq, a predicted model, not a curated record
GCCCAUGGUCCGCGGCGGCGGGCAGGCAGAGGCUCCUGCGGCCCCGGGGCCCACGGGGAUGCCCUGCGGGUGAGGCAGCCGCCUGCCGCUCGCUGCGUUCAUGGCGGUGGCCAGGAAGAUCAAAACUUUGCUGACGGUCAACAUCUUGGUGUUCGUGGGCAUCAUCCUCUUCUCCGUGUGCUGCCGCCUGCAGGGACGCUCCGAGGGGCUGGUGCAGCUGGUGCGUGGUGCUGACCCCCGGGGGCACAGCCGGCUGGCCAAGGUGGGCACGCUGGCAGACCGCGAAGCUAUCCUGCAGCGCCUGGACCACCUGGAGGAGGUGGUCUACAACCAGCUGAAUGGCCUCGCCAAGCCCAUCGGGCUGGUGGAGGGGCCGGGCGGCCUGGGCCAGGGUGGUGUGGCGGCCACUCUGCAGGAUGACAGCCUAGAGGUGGAAAACAAGUUCGAGGAGUAUGGAUACAACGCACAGCUCAGCGACCGCAUCUCCCUGGACCGGACCAUCCCUGACUACAGGCCCAAAAAGUGCAGGCAUGUGACCUAUUCCGCGGACCUGCCUCAGAUCUCCGUGGUCUUCAUCUUUGUCAAUGAGGCGCUCUCGGUCAUCCUGCGCUCAGUCCACAGCGUGGUCAACCACACGCCCUCCCAGCUCCUCAAGGAGGUGGUUCUGGUGGACGACAACAGUGACAACGUGGAGCUCAAGUCCAACCUGGACCAGUACGUCAACAAGAGGUACCCUGGCCUGGUGAAGAUCGUGCGCAACAGCCGCCGGGAGGGCCUGAUCCGCGCGCGACUGCAGGGCUGGAAGGCAGCCACGGCCCCUGUCGUGGGCUUCUUCGACGCCCACGUGGAAUUCAGCGUGGGCUGGGCCGAGCCCGCCCUGGCGCGGAUCCGGGAGGACCGCAGGCGCAUUGUGCUGCCGGCCAUCGACAAUAUCAAGUACGACACCUUCGAGGUGCAGCAGUAUGCCAGCGCCGCCCACGGCUACAAUUGGGGGCUCUGGUGCAUGUACAUCAUCCCCCCCCAAGACUGGCUGGACCGUGGGGACGAGGCCGCGCCUAUCCGCACCCCUGCCAUGAUCGGCUGCUCCUUCGUGGUGGACCGCGAGUACUUCGGGGACAUCGGUCUGCUGGACCCUGGCAUGGAGGUGUACGGAGGGGAGAACAUCGAGUUGGGCAUGCGGGUGUGGCAGUGUGGCGGCAGCAUGGAGGUGCUUCCCUGCUCCCGCGUGGCCCACAUCGAGCGUACCAAGAAGCCCUACAACAAUGACAUUGAUUACUACGCCAAGCGCAAUGCACUGCGAGCGGCCGAGGUGUGGAUGGAUGGCUUCAAGUCCCACGUCUACAUGGCCUGGAACAUCCCCAUGAGCAACCCUGGAGUGGACUUCGGGGACGUGUCAGAGCGGCGGGCCCUGCGCCAGAGGCUGAAGUGCCGCAGCUUCCAGUGGUAUCUGGAGAAUGUAUACCCCGAGAUGCGCACCUACAACGACACCCUCACGUACGGAGAGGUGAGGAACAGCAAAGCCAGCGGUUACUGCUUGGAUCAGGGGGCUGAGGACGAUGACAGAGCCAUCCUCUACCCCUGCCAUGGGAUGUCCUCCCAGCUGGUGCGCUAUAGUGCUGAGGGCCUGCUGCAACUGGGCCCGCUGGGCUCCACCGCCUUCCUGCCUGACUCCAAGUGUCUGGUGGACGACGGCCGGGGCCGCACGCCUGCGCUCAGGAGGUGUGAGGAUGUGGCCAGGCCCUCGCAGCGGCUGUGGGACUUCACCCAGAGUGGACCAAUCGUGAGCCGGGACACUGGCCGAUGCCUGGAGGUGGAACUGUCCAGGGAUGCCAACUUCGGGCUGCGACUGGUGGUGCAGCGCUGCUCGGGCCAGAAGUGGACCAUCAGGAACUGGGUCAAGCCCGGGCGGCGCUGAUGUCCAUGACCCCCAGGCCAGAGGACGGGGCAGCUUGGCCCUGGGCCCCCCAGGAACCCAACUACUCUGGGAUGAAGCUGGGCCAGUCCCGCUGGGAGGGGCCCCCAUGGGGACAGUCAGCGCCGGCUCCAAAUCACGUGCCUUUUCUGUGGACUUCCGGCCUGAGCUGGGCGCCAACUCUGCAUGUGUUGAAGGCCUGUCCGUGCCCGUGAACUCUGAUUCGACUGGCUCCCUCUGACCAGCAACGCCAGGUCAAAACUCAGCCUGUGGAGGUUGGGAGGGACACUGGGAGGAAGGGCUGCAGCCUUGCAGGCGGCCCGGGCCUGCGGGGGAAGGGGCCAGGGAAGGAGCCACUGUCCUCUGGAACCUGCAGCCCACUUGCCCGUGGGGACCCCAAGGUUCUGCAUCCUCCGAGGAGGGGUCAGCAAGCGUAAGCCCUGGCCCGCACCCUUUUUAUAAAUAAAGUUUUAUUGG